CGGUCACUCUCUUGGCUCUCGCGUGGGAUGUUCAGUUACCAUGUUGGUGCGCGCCGGCUGAACGCUGCGCUCGUGUGUGUAACUCCGCUCUGUCCCGGGAUGAGACUUCACGAUCAGCUGCUGUGAGGUCCACAGUAAAAGCACGCGGGGACACGUCGUGCACACCUGCGGCUGGAUGGAGGGACUCGCGCCGCAGCCGCUGUCGCCGCACUCCACCGAUUAUUACUUCACCUCCUCUCGUGGUCCACGGGGGAGCGCGCUUGUAAGCUGAUUUAACCCGGGGGAUGUGAAUACCUCUCCGGGAUUAGUAUCGGGUGAACGACAAUGCCCCGCGUCUCGGUCCGGCACUCCCGGCUAUUGUUGGUGCGGCGGCGGACGCACGGUGCCCGGUCUCGCCCGGUUCAUCUCCAGUAAGCUGUUCCAGCUCCUGCGCCUCCCUCCCCUCGCUGCUUCGCUCAGGUCGCCCUCCCGGUGUGGAUAGGAUAAUAUGACUUCCUGGCUCCGCGUAUACGGCAGCGUCCCUCUGUGUCUCGUGCUCUGCUGCUCGGUGGUCGCUGUCUGCGCAGGAGCCUCCAGCGCUGGUGACAGUGUGUGUUGGUCUCCUAGUGUCGCUUCUUGUACAGAGUGUCUCAGACGUGGACCACAGUGCGCCUGGUGCUUCAAGGAGGACUUUCUGGAUGGGGCGGGGCCAAACCAGCGCUGCGACCUGCCAGUGAAGCUGCUCAGGAGAGGCUGUGGACCGGAGUUCAUGGAGCAAGCAGAGAUCAAGGUGGAGGUCAACACCACUGUCAGCAGCACACAAGUGUCCCCACGAGACAUCAGUGUCACCCUCAGACCAGGCUCAGAGGCCAGCGUCGUGGUGGCCGUGAAGCAGCUGGAGCGUUAUCCUGUGGAUUUGUACUAUCUGGUUGAUGUGUCAGCAUCUAUGCAGGAAAACCUUGAUCAUCUAAAGACAGUGGGCGUGGCGCUGUCUCUUCGUAUGACGGAGCACUCCUCGGACCUUUGGCUGGGUUUCGGCUCGUUUGUGGACAAACCUGUCUCCCCUUAUAUCAAUGUCCAUCCCUCAAAGAUCAACAACCCCUGCAGUGAUUAUGAGAUCCGCUGUCGUCCUGCCCACGGCUUCCACCACGUCCUCAGUAUGACUGGAAAUAUGAGUGAGUUCACGCGUGUAAUCAAACGCCAGCGCAUCUCCGGAAACAUGGACACACCUGAGGGAGGACUGGAUGCUAUGUUGCAAGCUGCUGUAUGCCAGAGAUCAGUGGGUUGGCGAGCAGAGGCCAAGCGUCUGCUGCUCCUUAUGACCGACCAGCCGUCUCAUCUUGCCCUAGACAGUCGGCUGGCAGGAAUUGUGACACCACAUGACGGCCUGUGUCACCUGGAAAACAAUGUCUACACGGGGAGCACAAGGAUGGAUCAUCCCAGUGUGGGUCAGUUGUCUGAUAAGCUGCUUGAAAACCAUAUUUACUCCAUCUUUGCUGUGGAAAAACAGCAGUACCAGUGGUACGAGGAGUUGGUACGUUUGCUGCCUGGCUCUUUCCUGGGAAAGUUAGGCCUCUUCCAGGCUCCAAACCUAAUUGAGCUGGUGGUGGAUGCAUACAAGAGGUUAUUGUCAGAGGUGGCAGUAUCAGUGUCAGUGGAGGACAAGGCAGUCAGCAGGUACUGGGUGUCUGUGUCUCCUCUCUGUCCCAAUGGAUCCACAGCAAAGGACCAGAGCUGCUCGGGGGUGCAGCCAGACCAGACGGUGUACUUCAAUAUCACCAUUGGAAUGCGCUCUUGUCCCGACGACGGUGAAGAUGAAGAUGUAACAGUGCUGGUUCGACCUGUGGGAUACAACGAAUCCACAGUCGUUAGGAUCCACUCAAAGUGCCGCUGCAGUUGUGGACCAACGAGGCGCUGCAGUGAUGACAGCCAAUUGCCAUGUAGAGGAACACAGGACAGCUCCAGUCAGGAGCAGAGGCUGAAUCACGGACUAAUGAAGUACUCAGACGGAGAUUCAAACUGGAAUUGCAGAGCGCAGGGGUCCGAUGUGGACUGCAGUGGUCGGGGAGUGUGUGAGUGUGGGAGGUGUGUGUGUGACCAGACCAGGCUGGGGACAGUAUACGGGAAAUACUGCGAGAUAGAUGACUUUUCCUGCCCAUACGAAGGGGGACAGCUGUGUGGGGGGCGUGGUGUGUGUGUGUCAGGUGAGUGUGUGUGCGAGGACGGCUGGACAGGUGAUAGCUGUGCUUGUCCCAUCUCCACUGCAACCUGCCAAUCAGCCAACGGCUUGCUUUGCAGCGGGCAGGGCAAAUGUGUGUGUGGAAAGUGUGUGUGCGACGACCCCCGAAGCUCUGGAGACUUCUGUGAGCAAUGUCCUGCUUGCCAAAGCACCUGCCAAUCAUACUGGAAGUGUGUAGGCUGCCACCUGUCUCAUGGUCUCACACAAAAAGAGGCGGGACUCUGCAACAACACCUGCGCCCCACUGGUGGGCUACACAGAUGACGUAUCAGGCCAAGCAGGAGCAAAGUGGAUUCAGUGUAUGUACAUCAGCAAAGACAGCUGUCGCUAUCGCUUUCAGACAAGCUCAGAGUCUGGUCAGACCCAGUUGCACAUAAGCACAAGACCAGACUGUGCCAGCAGCAGUCGGCUGGUUGGAACAUUUCUGAGUGUGUGUGCUCUAACGGUGCUGUGCGGGCUGGUGGUGGUGGCUGUGUCCCGCCUGCUGCUACAGAAGAGAGACUUGACACCAGGGGGCACUGCUGAGGACAGAGGCUAUCACUGCACUGGAAAGGACCUGUCAUACAUCCCAACAAGCAAUGAGAAGACAGUUACCUACAGGAGGGACCGGCCCCCUGACCGGCCCGUGGAGAUGCACAUCCAGGUUCCCAAGAUGGCCCUCGGUGAAGCCUGGCAGUGCUAGGCAAAAGUCAAAGGUCAGAGGGAUAUCAAUAUAGAAGGAGAGUCAACUAAAGGCUUUUUCUUGCCUCUAAACCUUCAUACAACUACAACUAGCUGCAUGUGGAGACUCUGAUCAUGAUAACUAAACUAUGAAACCUCCAUGGGAUCACAUUUUGAAAAUAUGACCAAACUCUCAUCGACUGUGUGACUAAUGAGGCCAGUAUCCUGGAAGUCAAGAUGAAACAAAGAGCACAUGUUCCCCACCUGUUUUUCCUUUGUAGCAGCUUCUUCUACAAGGUAAAGGGUGAUCAUUCCUCACUUUUUAGCCAUGCAGCAAUUACUGCUCUAACUUAUGUGAGUGUGCGUGUGUGUGUGUGAGAGAGAGAGAGAGAGAUCGGUGCAGGUAGAUGCAUUUAUGCUCUACCUAGGCUUUCUAUUUAUGAUUUCAUAUUAAAAACACUACAUGUUUUAGGUUAAUGUGACUAUGUGGCACUCCAUUGCUCCAACUGAACUCUCUCCCUGUCUUAGUCUGCCCCCUUGUGACCAGCUUGAGGUACGCCAUUUUUUUCUCCAAAAAAACUGUCAACACAUUAUAGACCUCAGCUGUUCUGCCUUGGGAUAUAAUUCAUGAAGCACACCAGUGACUCUGUAUGCCUUUUUUGUUUCUCAAUUUGAUCAGAUUUUCAGUUGUUUUUGGCAUACCCUGUCUUUUAGUUUCUUUGUUGUUUUAUUUUGUUUUCGUUAUCUGCAAUUAGUGUUACUUUCUGACAUUUUUCUAUCAUGAUAAGUGAUAGUAUAGUUUUAUGUGAUUGUCAGUCUUUGAUGAUCUGGUUAGACUUGCACUAAAACAAUUGUUUUUGCAUUAUACUACUGAAAACUGUGGGAUUUGGGGGGCAGGAGAGCUGUGAUGUGGGUUUGAAUCGAUUAGUUUGCUAAAUGUUGGGCAUUAGAGGGCAUCAGUCUACGCAUUAAGUGCAUUUGAAGCUAAUGUAACAAAUCCGCAACACUGGAAUAACUAUGGAAUGAAAAAUCUAUUUAAAAAAGCGACAUACUGACAAGUAAUGGCAACGGCAUCAUUAAUAAACGCCAACACAUGUAGCCUCAGAAACAGAAAGAGCACCAGAACUAUGUCUGCAUGCAUCUGCUGAUCAUCCCAAAGCCAUUACUGAUGAGUGGGCAGAGGCACAAAUCAGCUCUGAAGGUACUGAGGUGGGAGGUGGAAUUACACCCCUCAUGCACUAUCCUAAGGAUCCAGAGUUUCAGUUGCAUGGCAUCUUGUAAGACUUUGCCCAAUCCUGUUCCUCUUUUUGAAUUCUAUUUAACACAAUGUUGUUUACAGCAAUAGCUGCUCUCUUUUACUGUAAGUCAGGAACACUAAUUAUUAUUUAUUGUGAUUUUUUUCCCUUUUUAUUUAUGUUCAUUGUACUAUUUUAUGAGAAGGGUACGUGGGUUGCAGGUAGUUUGUGUUCAUGAAGAGCAGUCUCUAUCUCUAACCAUGAGAAUAAUUCAGCAAUAAGGUUAUAAUCAUCUCAUCUAACCGGGCAAUGAGUCCAGAGUAACAACAGCACUUUUCUGUGUAGUUUUGCUGUCAAUUAAUGUGACUAGUUGUGUAGCAUGAAUAUUUUCAUCACAAUAAAAUGUGCAAGACUUUUUUUAUUUGAA
This is a messenger RNA of Plectropomus leopardus (leopard coralgrouper), 4539 nucleotides long. It is a transcript of the gene itgb8, whose product is annotated as integrin, beta 8. NCBI's taxonomy places the organism in Eukaryota, Metazoa, Chordata, Actinopteri, Perciformes, Serranidae. Gene Ontology annotation, molecular function: integrin binding. The record is from RefSeq and is a predicted model, not a curated record. Gene Ontology annotation, biological process: cell-cell adhesion; cell migration; cell adhesion mediated by integrin. Gene Ontology annotation, cellular component: cell surface; focal adhesion; integrin complex.